GCCGUCCCCCGGCCUCCCGAGCGCGAGGCGCGGGGCCGGACGGCGGGACGCGUGGGAACCGCGCCGAACCUGAGCCGACCGCCGCGGAGCAGGGAAGUCGGGGUGCUGCGUGGUGGGGGAGUCCCGAGUGCCCGCGGCGGAGGGAGAGCGGGGACCAGCGCGUUGGCCGCAGGCCGGCGGCUGGGCCGGGGCGGGCAGCGUCCGCCCCUCCGGGCGUCUCCGAGCCCCGAGGCGGGGCCCCUCCCGCGGGGGUUGUUCCCGGGGCAGCCAGGGCGCCGUGUGGGCCCGCCGGUGCCCUCGGUGCCUGGGGACGGCCACCUGCGGUGCCGCCCGCGGGAGGGGCCGCGCCCUCGGGGCAGGUGACGAGGACAGGAAAUCCUGGACCUGGUUAAUGAUUCCUUCAUUCCUGGAGCGGGCUGGACACGGGAGGCCGCGGCUUCCAGGGGACACCACACUGAACCUGUUGCGGGGCCCGCCAAGGCCCUGACCCUCGGGUCUGUGCCCUCCCCACAGGACAGGUAUGAUCUUGGAGCUGGCCGCCAUGGAGCUGAAAGUGUGGGUGGACGGCAUCCAGCGGGUGGUCUGUGGGGUCUCAGAGCAGACCACCUGCCAGGAAGUGGUUAUAGCACUAGCCCAAGCAAUAGGCCAGACAGGCCGCUUCGUGCUCGUGCAGCGUCUCAGAGAGAAGGAACGGCAGCUGCUGCCACAGGAGUGUCCAGUAGGUGCCCAGGCCACCUGUGGACAGUUUGCCAGUGAUGUCCAGUUUGUCCUAAGGCGGACAGGACCCAGCCUGUCUGGGAGACCCUCCUCGGACAGAUGUCUGCCCCCGGAGCGAUGCCCAGUUCGUGCCAGCCUCCCCCCAAAGCCAAGAGCAGGACCUGGCCGUGAGCCCCGGAAAGCACUGACCUUCAGUUUGGGAUGUCCCAGGCUGGCUCCCAAUCCCCUACCCCCUGAGCCUGCAACCCCAUUAGCAUCCACACCGGGCACCUUUGCAGACCUGCAGGACCUAGAGGUCAGAGUACAGAGGAAUGCCGAGGAGCUGGGCCAUGAGGCCUUCUGGGAACAGGAGCUUCGGAGAGAGCAAGCCCGGGAGCGAGAGGGCCAGGCUCGCUUGCAGGCCCUGAGUGCAGCUACUGCCGAGCAUGCUGCCAGGCUCCAGGCCCUGGAUGCGCAGGCUUGUGCCCUGGAGACUGAGCUUCGGUUGGCCACAAAGGCGCCUGGACCUCCCUCGGCUACAGCAUCUGCUACAGAACGCCUGCUCCAGGACCUGGCAAUCCAGGAGCGGCAGAGUGUGGAGGUGCAGGGUAGCCUGGCCCUGGUGAGCCGAGCUCUGGAGGCUGCUGAGCAUGCCCUGCAGGCCCAGGCUCAGGAGCUUGAGGAGCUGAACCGGGAGCUCCGUCAGUGUAACCUGCAGCAAUUCAUCCAGCAGACAGGGGCUGCCCUACCACCGCACACACAUCCGGACAGAGGCCCAUCUGGCACAGAGCCAGUGAAGAGGCCCUCCAAGGAACCCCCCAGAGUCAUGUCCUAGUACCCAGCCUGAGUCCUGAGGCUUCCCACAUAUGGCAGAGCUCUUGGAGGUAGCAACUCUUGCCCAAGUGGGGCUGGCUGAAGAUAGAUGAGCCAGGAUAGCUGGGAUGAGUCGCCUGGACAGCAGGACAGCAGGCGUCUGUGGCCACAGAGGAUUCCGUCCACGUGCAGUGAGAAGCACUAGUGUCCUGGGCUUCUGCUUCAGGAAGGUGGAGUGCCGCAAGCACAGCUCCCUAGCCCUUGCCAGUUGACAAGUCCCCUGGAGAGGCUUGGGCCAGCUCAGAACUCUCCUGCUCCCAGGGCCACUACUCCUUGCCAAGGAAGGGCAAGUAUGGAUACUACAUUCACGCAGUGGUCAUGUGCCUGUGGGCAGUGUCCUUCACUGUGUGCAUGCCACCUCCCCUCCCCUACCCCAACACUUAAACAAUAAACUACCCAAAGUGCCUUGAACGCG
This is a messenger RNA of Dipodomys spectabilis (banner-tailed kangaroo rat), 1984 nucleotides long. It is a transcript of the gene Rassf7, whose product is annotated as Ras association domain family member 7. The record is from RefSeq and is a predicted model, not a curated record. Gene Ontology annotation, biological process: signal transduction. The coding region runs from base 521 to 1531 and encodes 336 amino acids. The transcript is spliced from 5 exons. NCBI's taxonomy places the organism in Eukaryota, Metazoa, Chordata, Mammalia, Rodentia, Heteromyidae.